[Torrubiella] hemipterigena is the source of this 633-nucleotide messenger RNA. The record is from the annotation of a GenBank genome assembly. NCBI's taxonomy places the organism in Eukaryota, Fungi, Ascomycota, Sordariomycetes, Hypocreales, Clavicipitaceae.
AUGGUCGACCUUGACUUUCCACAGGCUCUCAAAUGCCCUUGUCUCUGCUGUGGUCAUCUGGUGCACUCUGUAGAGUACGGAUGGCCCUCGUCAUACUCGCUAUGCGCAAUCUGCCAAUGGGAGGAUGAUUACUCACAGCUGUUGCGACCUCUCGACCCCGACGGCGCUAAUCAUGUCUCACUCUAUGAUGCCCAGCAAAACUACAUACAAAUGGGCGUCUGCGACAAACGUUUAAAGAAGUUUGUCCGCAAGCCGACUCCCGAAGAGCCCAUUGCGGUUGGAUGGCGCCCAAUUGACCCCUCGCGCGACAUCUUCAACGUCGAUUGGGACAAGGAAACCGUCAAUGACUGGCCCGACCUUCCUACGCCGCCUGGCUCUAUUGUUCCCUAUGACGAGUACUGCUACGACCCAUACCAACAACAGCAACAACAACAGAUGCAGCAGCGCCCAUCACCACAACACAUUCCUCAGCAUCAAAUGAGCUGCGACUACGGAAACGACUACUACAUGGACAGCUCUCCCAUCGAUACCCAUAAAUACUCCCAAAACGUCACUUUUUACUCCGAUGGUGUCUCCUGGCACUUCUCCCCUCCGCCACAAGAACAGGCGGAUGCGGGAUACCCUCUUGGCUAA